Struthio camelus australis is the source of this 2854-nucleotide messenger RNA. The record is from RefSeq and is a predicted model, not a curated record. Lineage: Eukaryota; Metazoa; Chordata; Aves; Struthioniformes; Struthionidae.
UUUCCACACUUGUUUGUUUGUUUGUUUGUUUUUUUGAAAUGGUAGGGCUAGGAAACAGCCGCCGAGGGAUGAAGUCUCCACCCCUUCUCGUAGCUGCGCUCCUGGCAUGUAUCAUUGUUUUGGGCUUCAAUUACUGGAUUGCAAGUUCUCGCAGCGUGGAUUUGCAGAAUCGGAUCAUGGAACUAGAAGGCAGAGUCCGCAGGGCAGCAGCAGAGAGAGGUGCAGUUGAGUUGAAGAAGAAUGAAUUCCAAGGAGAACUAGAGAAGCAACGACAGCAGAUUGAUAAAAUCCAAUCCUUGCACAGUUUUCAGAUGGAAAAUGCCAACAGACUACAUCGGGAAGAGAAGGCAACGCUGAUGAAUAAUAUCACAACAAAUGAGCGACUGAUGCAGACUCUACAAGGCUGCUCUGUUUUUGAGGAGCAUAGUUGUAAAUUGCGUAUUAUUCAAGGAAGAACUAGGAAGUUCUCAUAUGACUUGUCACAAUGCAUCAACCAAAUGAAAGAAUUAAAAGAACAAUGUGAAGAAAGAAUAAAUGAGCUUACAAAAAAAGGCAGCGAAGUGCCACAGAUGAAAGAAAACAAAGACUUCUCAGAAGAUUCCAACAACAAUCUCCAGGUUAACGUUCAACAGCCUGCCUUUAAGCAAGCGGAGUUCCAGCAGGCUGGCUUGGAACAGCAGAAAGCCAACGAAGAUGUACCCAGAGUAGUACCUACAGCAAAAAGGACAGACUCUCCUCAGGCUAAAGAAAGAAUAAAUGGACUUGUUGCCAUCAGAAAACAGGAACCUAAAGCAGAGGAGGAGAGGCUUUUUAGUGAACUGAAACACCCACAGGAUUCACUCAAGGUUUCCACAGACCCUAAGGAGAUGCCACCUGCACUAGAGAAAGGACUGAAUCCAUACGAAGAUGCAAGACAUGUGGCUGGGCAAGUGCCUGUAAAGUCAGCAGUGGAGCAGGCUGCCAAUCAGGAGGUGGAGCGGGAGCAUCUCUUAAAUUACGACGCUCGGCAGGAUGACCUGCGCCCUGGAACAGAUGACAAACAGGGACAUGAAGCACUGAACCAGGACAAAGAUGUUGACUACAAUUUAGAUGAGAACGAAGCUGAAUCUGAAACGGACAAGCAAGCAGCGCUUGCAGGAAUUGAAAAUCACUUGCCUGUUCAAAACCAUGAAGACAAUAUGAAGAACCACUUAUUUGAUCAAGUAGAAGAACGACAGAAGUUGUGAACAAGGGAGGUUCACGAUGACUUGAUCACCUCUUCAUAUAAAUGCAGCAGUGAUGACAGCCAAGUGAUUUGAGAACAUUUCGAUUAUCUUCUCAAGGCUUUAACAAGGACACAAAUGAAGUAGUUUUUUGUUGUGAAGUUUUAGUACUAUUUCAGUGGUGAAAAACAUUAUCUUAAAUCUCUGGAGGCUUGUUUCAAAGCAGCCUGACCUCUAUAAUGACUCUUCCUUCCUCCUGAUUAUAAAACUGAAACUAACUAGCAAUAACUGUAGUAACUUUGAAGUCAACUACCUUGUACAAUCAUUCAACAAUAACCAUUUGUGUGGAUUGGUGGUAGGUGGCAAAGAGUCCUCUGCUAAGGACAUCUCUCUGCCUUGAUCGAUGCAGUAGAGAGAUCUCCAACCUAGGAGGUUAGAAGAUAAGCUCCUAAGAGGAGCUUAAGCUAACUUACCUUGACAAAACAUGUGAAGAAGGAAAUAACUGGCCCAUGCUAAAGUAAGUCUACUCUCAUGCCAGUUCUGGAACUUUCUAUACUGCAAUGUAGCUGGAUAGUUUCUUGGGCCUCACAGACUAAAUCUGUGAGCUUACGAGGGCUGUACCAGGACUGAAUCAUUGUCCUCGUUGAUUUCUUAGCUUUUAGGUAUUAAAAAAAAAAAAUCCUGAAAACAGUAUCUUCUUCUCUGAGAGAUUAGCCUAGUUUUACAUGAAAGUUUUUUGAAAGCAGUGUUGGACUCCUCUUCACAAGAUCAGUAGUACAGGAUGGAUCAGUUCUCACUAACUUGCACAACUUCAGAGUGUAAAAAUUCUGACACGCUCACUCCUGAACUUUUGAUGGUAGAUGCCUUGUGAAAUGGUGUGCUACAUCUGCCUUUUACUCCACCCAGGCAGUAUCUUCUGCUAAAAAGUAGAAAGGCAAAUGCUUAGCAUACUGAAUUGUUCAAAGCAAAUAAACUGUUGGACUCUUGAAGAACGUAAACCAGACUAUGCAUUUAACAGACAUUUCAGUGUCUCCCACAGGGGAAGCUGUAGCUAUUGUGAAGUGCUGUAUUAUGCACAAUGUAGCAGUUGCUCAUGUUUUCUAGUCUUAGUCUUCUGCAACUUGUUGAAUGUAAACUAGAAACUAGUUUACUUGAGAUAAACUAGAAAUACCCUCUGCUACCAUUAAGACGCUCUUUAAGAACCAGAAGUGCUUGCCUUCAGUGAGGCAUCUGCUACAAUUAGGGAUUUUUGAAGCACCGUGGUCCGUUCGUAAGUAAGUUAAAUCCUUUUAAGAGAGAGUUUCUGUAGGAGCAAGUUUAUCCCUGCUGUUUCUCAGCUGUUUGUUAGUUUUGGUCAGAGUUCACCUGUAAACCCUCAGUACAGAAGACUGUGGGGAGUUGGCUCCUGGUACUUGGUGCUGCUGGCAGCAGUACGCAUGCCAUAGUCUGGCAGGUUACUGUGCAAAAAGAAGCCGAGUCACAACUGCAUUUUGUGCAGCCAGCUGUUUUAAAUAUUGUAUUUGUGUCUGUUCUUCUUGUGUUUAGAAUCAUCUUUGUGCGUAUAACCAACCUACACAGCACAGCAUGAGAGAAGACAGGCAUGGCUAACUUCCCAACAAACAAUUUCAUUUAAGAAAACAUAAAUUUGUCAU